UUUUUUUUCCACCUUGUUCAUGUGAUAUGCACUCGAGUAUGGCUUCUUUAAGCAUCACCAUUCACUGAGCUGCAUUAAAGACAGUCUAAAUAUACUUGGAUGCAUUUGCCAUCAAGGAAAAAUCCUCCCUUAUACCAAUCCCUAUCUCCUUCGUCCCUUCACCUCCCCAUCUCCCCUCCUCCAUUGCGUCAAACUUCCAACCUCCAGGGCCGCACAAACAUCCAAAACAGAAAGAAGAAAAAAGUCGAGCACUUCUCUAACAACAAUGCUCAACGUCACGACCACGACCACCCCUCUCUCCAAUCCACAGAAGAAGAUUCCCAACCUCCUCCCCCUCCUCCUCCUCAUCGCCUUACUCUGCUCCGCCUCGUACCUCCUCGCCGCCUUGCAGCGCACCUCCGGCGGCGGCGCCGCCCCCUUCUCCUACUCCCUCCACCCCUCCCCCCCAUGCACCAAACUCUCCUCCUCCUCCUCCAACACUACCGCCACCGCCAUCUCCUCUACCGUCAUCGCCGUCGACUUCACCGCCCACCACGGCUCCGCCGCCGCCGCCGGCCGCCGCCACUUUCCCGUUUGCGACGCCAUGUACACCGAUUACACCCCAUGCCACGAUCACAGCCGUUCGUCGAAAUUCCCGCGCGAGCGGCACGCCCACAUGGAGCGGCACUGCCCAGCGAAGAACGAGCUCCUUCGAUGCCUGGUGCCGCCGCCGGCGGGGUACCAACGGCCGCUGCCGUGGCCGGAAAGCCGGGACGCGGCGUGGUUCGCGAACGUGCCGCACCCGAAGUUGGUAGUGGACAAGGGGAAGCAAAACUGGGUCGGGGUGGAAGGCGACCGCUUUCGGUUCCCCGGCGGCGGGACGACGUUUCCUUGGGGAGCCGACGCUUAUAUCAAGGAGAUCGAACGGCUGAUUCCUCUUCGUGAUGGGUCCAUCAGGACAGCGCUGGACGCCGGAUGCGGGGUAGCUAGCUGGGGAGCUUACCUUCUAUCUCGGAGCAUCCUUACCAUGUCCUUUGCACCGAGGGACAGCCACAAGGCUCAGGUCCAGCUCGCCCUCGAGCGCGGCGUCCCUGCGAUGCUUGGCAUCUUCGCCACCGAUCGCCUCCCCUACCCCUCGAGGGCCUUCGACAUGGCCCACUGCUCUCGCUGCCUCAUUCCAUGGCACCUCUAUGACGGGCUCUACCUAAUUGAGAUCGACCAAAUCCUUCGGCCUGGGGGGUACUGGAUUCUUUCAGGGCCACCAAUCAAUUGGAAGCAACACUGGAAAGGCUGGCAGAUGAAACAGAAAGAUCUAAGGGCUUUGCAAUCCACCAUCGAAGCCAUCGCAAGGAGCCUCUGCUGGAAGAAGCUGAAGGAGAAGGGAGACAUCGCAAUAUGGCAGAAGCCCGCCAACCAUAUCGAAUGCAAUGCUACCCGAAAGGCCUCGCUGAUGCCGGGGUUCUGCUCAGCUCAAGACCCGGAUGCUGCAUGGUACACAAAAAUGGAAGCCUGCAUCACUCCCCAGCCUGAGGUGGCUGGAAUGCAAGAGAAAGCGGGAGGAGAACUGAAGAAAUGGCCUAAGAGACUGAUGGCAGUGCCGCCAAGGAUCGGUAGUGGAAGCAUCAAUGGUGUUGCACCCAAGAUGUUCUUGAAGGAUACUGAGCUGUGGAAGAGGAGAGUGAGGUACUACAAGGAAGCAAGUACAGAAUUAACGCAGAAAGGGCGGUAUCGCAAUCUACUCGACAUGAAUUCAGGGCUUGGAGGAUUUGCUACUGCGCUGAUUGAUGACCCAGUGUGGGUCAUGAACAUGGUUCCGACCAUUGCGACGGCUGACACCCUUGGAGUCAUCUAUGAGCGUGGAUUAAUUGGAACGUAUCAUGAUUGGUGUGAAGCCAUGUCUACUUAUCCCAGGACUUAUGAUCUCCUCCAUGCUGACUUGGUGUUCACCCUUUACAAAGACAGGUAGUUAAAGG
Messenger RNA from Phoenix dactylifera (date palm), 1952 nucleotides. Its product is annotated as putative methyltransferase PMT15. Gene Ontology annotation, molecular function: methyltransferase activity. The record is from RefSeq and is a predicted model, not a curated record. NCBI's taxonomy places the organism in Eukaryota, Viridiplantae, Streptophyta, Magnoliopsida, Arecales, Arecaceae. Gene Ontology annotation, cellular component: endosome; cytoplasm; trans-Golgi network.